AUGACAGAAUUGAUCUGCCGCUAUUUGGUGACUCCAUCACCUGUAUUUGAAAUGACGACUGAACUUGGUAAAGUCUCUGUUACUAUCCAACAAUUUGCUAUCACACGUCUGGCUCAGUGUAUUCAAACAAAGCCUCCAUCACAAAUGCGCCAAGCUGCAACUUCUACUUUUUAUGCUUUAUUGAACGAAAUCGUUCGAGAAGAUCCUGUGAAGCAGCCUUCAAGUCUAUCUACCACGCAGCAACAAUUGUCUGAUACUCAAAGACAGCUUGUCAGUGUGAAUGCUCUUUCCGCUAUUGUAGGCAUAGCUGUCUACUUGAAUGAUGAAUCAGUGAUCACUCAAGCAUACUCAAUUUUAUCUUUACGUCGCAAGUCAUUCUCCACAUCGGCUAUUGCUACGCUUACGAUCAAUCUUGUAGAACUAGCGCUUGUUAGCCCACUCAACGUGUUUACAGACAUUAUCAAUUUAUUUUCGAUAUUGAGCCGUGAAUCACUCCUGGCGGAAGAUAAGCAACUCACAGAUGCUAUCUUGGGUGCGCAGUACCAGCUGGCCAAAAAGUUGAGUGCCAAGUCUGAUUAUUACGAUGUCUAUUUGAGAAAUCUUUUGUCGCUUUUCGUUGAAAACGGCAAUUCUAUUCAGCGCUGGAUGUCUUUUAACAAGAAGGAAUCCGCAAAGCCUUCCCUCACAAAAUUAGGCAGGCUUUUGCCUGUGAUUGGCGCACUGGUGAAUCAUGACGAUUUCAACCCUCAUGUAGAACCCACCGGCGAAGUGGUGUCCCUGUUCCGUAAUGCAUGGUUUCAAUGUGUUUUGUUUGGAUUUGUGACCGAAUCGAUUUGGGUACGCGAUUGGCGUGAAGAUAUGUCGUCUAUUGCCAAGAAAACGCCUGCGCUUGUGAUCGAGAGUGCUACCAACUACCUAGAGAGUGAUUUAGAAUACAAUUCUGUUUUACGUGGUGCUGACCAUUCGGAUCAUGAUACGACAUCUUUCCGUCAGAAGCUCACUAGCCUUCUUCCUUCUGAGGUCGCGUACGAUAUCAAGAACUUUUCGUUUGCACAGAUUAUCUUUGCGCUGAGUGUGCACUAUAUUGAACAUUACAGAAGUAGAAUGGGCGACUGCAGCUAUAUUUUACGUUAUUUCAUGAACGAUGGGGUCAACAACAGCACAAUGUCCAACUGUUUGGAGAAAAUUGCUGACAACGUGGUCAGCACUUACAUCCGAGAUGCUUCUACGAAAGCAGUGUCUCAAAAUUUAGACGUCGACCUGCAUAAGCAAAUGGCCAACCUUCUUAAACUAUGUUGUCACCGUCUUCGCAAAGUGCACACGCUGGCGGUUCGAUUCUCAGAACGGAUUGUCACGACGUUCCCUCAAGUGUUUGCUGACAAGACACUGAUUACUUUACUUUUGGAACUUGUCCAGCUAUUGUGGUUGAGCUGUGAGGCAGAGUAUAGAGAUGAGUACUAUCCUACGUUCCAGUUUAGUUCGCCCCGUAUUGGUGUCACGAUUGAAUUGGGAGAUUCGUUUGCUUACAGGAGAGAGAUAUGCUCUCAAAUGUAUGAGCAUGGUAAAAAAUGGCUCAAGAUCUCGAUGGAUCGUGCACCAAUGGAGAUUAAUGGGCUUUUGCAAGACUACCUAGCGGAAUACGUGCGGUAUGAGCCGGGAGUGCCUAUUGAUGCAACCCAUAUGGGUAGAACGCUCGCUUUGGAAGUGGGCAAAGCAGCAGCUCGAAACGAUAUGACGGUAGAGUUUGUCCCUCGUAUCCGCAAUGUGCAUCUGGAUGAUGCAUCCGAUUUUGUCGAUGGGUUUACAUCGCGACGCUAUUAUAUUGGUGAAGUCAGUGGUAUAGAAUUUGCGGCAGGCUUACGUUUUGGCAGCUAUGCGAACAAAUUACCCAGCCAGGAAACGGGGUCCGGUCUAAGUGAACAGACACCUAUAGUGGUGGAAAGGUUACAGACUCUUUUGGACGACGUGAAGCAGCACAAGAAAAUCCCUAUUGACCGCCUACGUCGUUCUUUGCUGCAAGCGGCCAGCUUUAUUGUUUCUUCCUCUACCGUGCAUCCUGAUAUUGUUAGCUAUAUUGUUUGCAUCCCUGUGCAAGUCUUUUCUCCUGAAUCGCUCGAAAUAGGUACAGACAUCUGGAACUGGGUGCUCGUGGAAAGACCGGAUGUGGAGAAACGUCUUAUGGUGGAGAUUCUGAAUAUGUGGAGUUGGGCGCAAAGAAACCGAAAAGGGUUAUUCUCUCCCAAGCUCAAUGCAAAGCAUCCUUUCGUGGCUACGAUGACGUAUGCUCCCUCCGACCGGCAGGUGAUUGAGACGAACAUGAAGAACAUGUCGCGUCUAUUGACACCGCACGUUACAUGGAUCCGAUUCUUAACAAGCCGGUUUUAUGCUAUCCGACAUCGAAGCAAGCAUUUGAUGAAUAUGCUGAUACGGUUACUUCAAGACACGCUUCAUAACUCGCAUUUGAUGAGCACGCAUCCCUUUGCUCGUCUGCCACGGUUCCAGCUUUUAUUCCUCGGUAUGAAGAUUCUGCAAUCCACGCAUAUGGAAGCCUUGGCAGAGUACCGUUUCCGUUCCCUUGUGUACGGGUCAGCGUUUAACUGGUUUACGCUACCGCCCAAAUGGCAUUAUGGAUCGCGGAAAUCGUAUGCAUUGAUGGAGCAGAAGGUGUUGCAGGACUUUUACGGGGUGAUUGCUCAUGAUACGCCUCGGUUGUACGAGCUCGUAACAAGUUCCGGUCGCAGCAAUAGCAGCAACUCCAAGUUUGGCUCUGGUCUGCAUAUGUUUUUGAACAACAAGACGAAAGAUGACAUCUUGAACGAACAAAAACAAAUCAAACGGCUUUUGCUUUUGCUGAUGGAUAGCGAACUGUCUCGGCUAUCUGUCUGGUGUAACCCAUUGAAUGCGGUGGGACCAGGCUACCCACACAACCACAUCAGCAAUACAGAGAAGUCGUUGACGACGGAAGAAAGUUGGAAAGAAAUGGUUCGUUUUGCGUGGGAGACAUCGCCCAAGGUGGCGGUGCAGAUGGCCGCUCGCUUUGUGCAGCCAGUGGUGCAAAGAGAAUUGCACAAGCUGAUUGCGAACAAUACGAUGGACGUGAUUGAUGUGCCUGAGGCUUUAGAGAUUUUACUGGGAAAGAGGGUGCAACCGAAUGCUAAAUUAGAUUUGCGCUAUCUUAAAUAUUGGGCACCGGUGCCUGCGAUUACGGCCGCCAACUACUUUAUGCCUGCUUAUGGCAAUCAUCCUUUGAUCCUACAGUAUGCGAUGAGAAGCCUUGAAUAUUACCCUGUGGACACUGUCUUUUUUUACGUGCCUCAAAUUGUGCAAGCGCUUCGUUACGACGAGUAUGGCUAUGUUGAAAAGUACAUUAUGCAAGCAGGACAGGUGUCUCAACUUUUCGCUCAUCAAAUCAUUUGGAAUAUGAGUGCCAAUUUUUAUGUCGAUGCCGAUAAGGAGUGUAUCAAGCCUGAUACCUUGAAACCCACGUUGGAGAAAAUCAUUCGUAAUCUCGUUGCCUCCUUUACAGGCACAGAUCGAGAUUUCUAUGAACGUGAAUUCAAAUUCUUUGGCGAAGUCACUGCUAUUUCGGGAUAUUUGAAAGAAUACAUCAAGUAUGGUCAAAAUGAAAAGAAACCCCUGCAAAAGAAACGUCUUGAUGAAGAACUGGGCAAAAUCAAGGUGGAUGUAGGUGUUUAUCUUCCUAGUAAUCCAGAUGGUAGAAUUGUGGAUAUCAACCGAACGUCAGGUAGACCGUUACAGAGUCAUGCCAAGGCACCGUUUAUGGCGACGUUUAAAAUUGAGAAAGAAGUAGAACAUGCAGAAACGCUGGAGGACGGAACGAAUGAAGAAGGCACUGAUGAGAUUGACAAGAAGCAGGUAGUGACGACGUGGCUCAGUGCUAUUUUCAAAGUCGGUGAUGAUUGUCGUCAAGAUGUGCUGGCGUUACAAUUGAUUGCGGUUUUUAAAAAUAUCUUUACGAGUGUGGGGUUGGAUCUGUACGUGUUUCCUUAUCGUGUGGUGGCGACGGCACCCGGGCGUGGUGUCAUUGAUGUCAUUCCUCGGUCGAUUUCUCGUGACCAGCUGGGACGUGAAAAGGUGAAUAGCAUGUACGACUAUUUUGUCGCCAAGUACGGUGGACCCAAUUCGAUCGAAUUCCAAAGAGCACGCAACAAUUUUGUUCAAAGUGUGGCCGCUUAUUCGCUUAUCUCGUACCUUUUGCAAUUCAAGGAUCGACAUAACGGCAAUAUCAUGCUGGAUGAGGACGGACAUAUUAUUCAUAUUGAUUUCGGAUUCAUCUUUGAUAUUGCUCCGGGUGGUAUCGGCUUUGAAAGUUCGCCGUUCAAGUUGACGACAGAAAUGGUGCAAGUGAUGGGCGGUAAUUCUGAAGAGCAGGCAUUUAAGCAGUUUUCCGAGCUUUUGAUCAAGGGGUAUCUCGCUUGUCGUCCGUAUGCCGAACUGAUCAUGCAACUGGUGACGCUGAUGCUUCAGUCUGGCUUACCCUGUUUCCGAGGCGAAACGAUCAAGCGUAUGCGUACGCGUUUCCAAGUGGAUAAGUCAGAUCGACAAGCAGCUGACUUUAUGAUCCAACGCGUCAAAGAGUCGUUUGAGAAUCAAAGAACUGUUUUGUAUGAUUAUUUCCAAAAGGUCACCAAUGGUAUUCCUUAUUAG
Molecule: messenger RNA, 4668 nt
Organism: Mycotypha africana
Lineage: Eukaryota; Fungi; Mucoromycota; Mucoromycetes; Mucorales; Mycotyphaceae
Exons: 5
Coding region: 1-4668 (1555 amino acids)
Biological process (GO): phosphatidylinositol phosphate biosynthetic process; phosphatidylinositol-mediated signaling
Cellular component (GO): plasma membrane; cytoplasm
Molecular function (GO): 1-phosphatidylinositol 4-kinase activity
Source: RefSeq, a predicted model, not a curated record